AUGUUGUACUUGGCAGCUUUAUUACCUUUCUUGGCGUUAUCCGCCUCGGUUCUCGCUAAACCCCUACCUUCCGGCGAGGAAUCAGUGACAAGCUCAACGGAGAGCACAGUAGCUUCGACGGUAGCUUCAGGAUACCCUAGCUCAAUAGCUGCUGAGACUUUGACCGAAAGUGCUUCAAGCUCCGAGCCAUCAUCGUCAUCACCAUCCUCAGUGGUAGCCGUCGAUACUUCCACUGGAUCUGAAGAUGGUACUUCCGCCACGUCAACCGCUCCCGAUCCCGCUCAAUCAACUAUCGAUAUCUACAGCCACGAGACUGUUCACAACGUCCAGAUUCAGGCGUAUAGAGAUACCAAGUGUCUUUCUCCCGAUCCUCGAGAGGAACUCAAGGCGGGAGCACCGGUAGAUCUGUAUCCUUGUGUCGACCCCGCAGACCCAUCGAAGAGUGCUAGAGCAUGGGAUGUUGUACCAGGUGAAGGUGCACUGGUAUUGAGCGGGACGAAUUUCGCUUUGGAUGCUGGAGGUGUUAACGCUUCUGCCAACUCUUCUCUGGUUCUCAAAGAAUCUCAAAACUGGGAACCCCUUCAAGCUUGGUAUGUGACCAAUGAUGCUAGGAUCGCCAUUGCAGGUCAAGGUCUGUGCUUGACAGAAGAUAAAGAUACGGACGGUUCUGGACCUGACGAAGAUAAGGGUAUUAUCUUGUUCGAUUGCACCGAUGAGAACACUGAUCAAAUGUUCUUCACUAUCAACAAGGAUAACCAAGACUUGGUAGCGAUCGCACCUCCCGAUGCCAAUUACACGGCUAUAGCGGGAUCCUCUUCUGCUCCGGCUUUGGCUUCGGCCUCUGGAACUAGUCUCGCUGCUGUACAGACUGAUCUUACUACAUCAGCUGGCUCUGAGGCUACACCUACGUCCGAAUCGGCAGUCCCCUCAACUUUCGCGUCAGCUGUUAGCGCCAGCGAAGCUACCACUGCCUCAGAAUCAGCCACAAGCGCUGAAGUCACCAGUGUCCCAGUCUCUUCCUCAGAAGCCGUCAGUGACUCUGAGUCAGCCAAUGAGACUGCAUCCACUGCAAUUCCCAUUGCGACUGUCGAAUCAACCCAAGUUGCCUCCAGCUCCGCAGCUUAA
This is a messenger RNA of Kwoniella mangroviensis CBS 8507, 1125 nucleotides long. RefSeq lists its product as uncharacterized. Bases 1 to 1125 code for a protein of 374 amino acids. The transcript is spliced from 3 exons. Lineage: Eukaryota; Fungi; Basidiomycota; Tremellomycetes; Tremellales; Cryptococcaceae. The record is from RefSeq and is a predicted model, not a curated record.